Messenger RNA from Suillus paluster, 630 nucleotides. RefSeq lists its product as uncharacterized. The record is from RefSeq and is a predicted model, not a curated record. The transcript is spliced from 4 exons. Lineage: Eukaryota; Fungi; Basidiomycota; Agaricomycetes; Boletales; Suillaceae. The annotation marks the transcript as partial.
UUUUCUAUGUGUGGCAUUACUGCUCUUUAUACUUCACAGUUUGUGGAGGGCUUCAGCAAUAAUGAACAGCAAGCAUCCAUGAGGGCAUUACUCAGGCAUAAUGCACACAUUGAUGGCACUCAUUAUCAGAUGAAAACAGCCAGGGGUCUUCAUCUGUCUUACAUUGCAUUCAACCCUGCUGUGGAACAGACAGAUCAGAGGGUUCUUAUCCAGGAUGACCUCUUAGAAGCGACACUGCAGGAUGUUUUUGAUACAAUCACCAUGCAAGACCAUCUCAAUGGUGGCAUCUCCCUUCUGAUUUGUUGUGCUGGCAAUGAAGCAGGCCCCAACAUCUCACCAGAACAAGUGCCCAUCGACCUUUAUAUCACACCCCAUGAAUUGCAAGAAACUGGCCAGCACAUUGGUGCUGCCAAGAAUCACCAACAGCGUGUCUCUGGGUUGUGUUCAUCAAUCUGUGAUAUCAUGAACAGCAAGCUACAGGACCUUACCAGUAACAAUUGUGCCAAGAUGCAGUGGGUUCACUACUUCCACAAUGUUAUUCAAUGCUACCAAGUGGUGGUCGAAGGGUGGCCGAACAACAUUCCCUUCACCAACCUUAGUAAUAUAUCGAGUGCUAUUCCAGACCUUGAG